AUGUGCAUGUCAUGCUUCGUUCCCCUAACCUCCUCCUCCGUGGGACAGCCGCGGCGCCUGUUCGCCACCUCGCUGGCGGGGGUGGACCCCGAGACGGUGCUCUGGGAGCUGGACCGUGCCGCCAGCGACCUCCAGGGCGACGGAGGCCCAGCAGCCUCGCCGAAGCUGCCGUCCGCCGUCCUGUCGCGCAGCGCGGUGGCAGUGGGGAGGCCCACAGCCUGGCCCGCGGAGGAGGGCUCGGCCCAGGGGGAGCUCCUCGUCUUCGGCACCGAGGAGACGGACAGGCUGCCGUCGCUGGCGGCGCUGCCCGCGGGGCCCGCGCCGGCGCAGCCAGCCGCCGUCCUGCGGCAGCCGCUGCCGCAGCCGCCCGGCUGCGCGGAGCUUCGGAUCGAGAAGGUGGUCUACACCCACCGUGGCCAGAGUGUCACCGCUCUGCUCUGCGAGCGCGCGGAGCCGCCGCUGCCCCCCAACGCGCCGCUGCUCGUCCACGUGCACGGCGGGCCCGCGAUUGGCGUGGUGUGCUCCCAGCGCAUGGCCGCCGACGCUUGGCGCUACCCGUACCGGCACUUCCUGGUGGCUGGCUUCCGCGUGUUGCAGCCGCUCUUCCGCGGCACGCUGGGGUUCGGCGACGCCUGGGCCCAGGCCAACAUCGGCGGUCAGGGCAGCCUUGACGGCGACCUGGGCGACGUACUCGCAGGCCUUGACUUUCUCAACAACCACCAUGAGCGUCUGCGCGGCACCAUCGAGAAAUCUCGCACUGGCAUCUGGGGCGGCUCGUAUGGUGGUUACCUGACCCUUAGGGCCAUGUCCGAGGUGCCCGAGCGAUUCGGCGCAGGCGUCGCCCUGUACGGCUUCGUGCACAACCGGUGGAUGACCUACGAGGGCGGGGACUUCACGUGGGAGGACGAGUACCUGGUGCCGCCCCCACAGGAGGCCGCGGGAGCAUGCUUCGAGAUGGAGCUGGUGGAGCAGGAGGUGCCGGCCGCUGUGCUGGCGGCGGCCGCCGCCGCCGCCGCAGAGUCGGCAUCGCAGGGACCGCGCCGCUCGUUUACGGGGCGCUCCCGGGCCAGCUCGGGGGACUCCGGGGCCAGGGCCAGGGCUGCCUCCUCCGACAUCUGGCCUCUGCCGAAGGAGAUGGAGGCGUCGGACAACUUCAACGGCCUGCACAGGAUCAGCUCGCCGCUGCUUCUCAUGCACGGGGAGAAGGACGACAUAUGCCCGCUGUCGCAGUCGCAGGUCGCCUUCCACAUGCUGGAGAAGCUGGGCGUGCCCACGGGCCUGGUGGUCUACCCCGGCGAGGGCCACGGCUUCGACCAGCCCGAGCACCAGCAGGACCGCGACCGCCGCAUGCUCGCCUGGUUCACCGAGCACCUGGCGCCGCCCGGCGGCCCCGGCAGCCCGCCCGCGUAG
Prorocentrum cordatum is the source of this 1410-nucleotide messenger RNA. Lineage: Eukaryota; Dinophyceae; Prorocentrales; Prorocentraceae. The record is from the annotation of a GenBank genome assembly.